CUGAUGCUCUUGUUGGGCUGCUGGAAGUUCUUGCUAUAAUUUAAACGUGUAUUAAUAUUAUUGCCGUUUUCCUUUAAAUUAUGUUGCGUCCUAAAGCAUUAACACAAGUACUCAGUCAAGCAAACACCAGUGGCGUACAAAGCACGCUGUUAUUGAAUAAUGAAGGCUCUCUAUUGGCGUAUUCUGGAUAUGGAGACACUGAUGCAAGAGUCACUGCAGCCAUUGCCAGCAACAUCUGGGCAGCUUACGACAAAAACGGACACCAGGCCUUUAAUGAGGACAAACUGAAAUUCAUUCUGAUGGAUUGUAUGGAGGGCAGGGUGGCCAUUACACGUGUUGCAAACUUGUUGCUUUGCAUGUAUGCCAAGGAGACAGUAGGCUUUGGGAUGCUUAAAGCCAAGGUGAGAUUUGGCUGAAGCUUUAGUGCAGUACCUUGAGGAACCACUAACACAAGUGGCAGCGUCGUAGGAUGUACUCCUGUUUAUUUGUGUACAUUGAAACAGAAACUUCUGAAGAUCUUGGCCUUUAUAAUAUAUUAUCUAUGGCUUUAUUUAUUUGCAUACUCUAUAUGAUUGCUAUAUCAAACUGUGUGGCUAUUAGACCCAAAAUAAUGCUUUGCAUAAAUCAUUAAUAAUUACAUUUGAACUGCAUUUUCCAUUUCUUUGUUUAUGUCUCAGUAUUUUUGCAGUCAGUGUCAACAAUAUGAAAUACAUUUUGAAUAAUUUUUUGUUACAUGUUGUUAUUUUACCUUUAAAACAAGAAAUUGUUGCUUUUUAUUAACUACGUC
Sinocyclocheilus grahami is the source of this 787-nucleotide messenger RNA. RefSeq names its product ragulator complex protein LAMTOR2. NCBI's taxonomy places the organism in Eukaryota, Metazoa, Chordata, Actinopteri, Cypriniformes, Cyprinidae. Gene Ontology annotation, molecular function: molecular adaptor activity; guanyl-nucleotide exchange factor activity. The record is from RefSeq and is a predicted model, not a curated record. Bases 81 to 416 code for a protein of 111 amino acids. Gene Ontology annotation, biological process: positive regulation of TOR signaling. The transcript has 4 exons.